Gadus morhua (Atlantic cod) is the source of this 4987-nucleotide messenger RNA. It is a transcript of the gene dnmt1, whose product is annotated as DNA (cytosine-5-)-methyltransferase 1. The coding region runs from base 156 to 4736 and encodes 1526 amino acids. Gene Ontology annotation, biological process: negative regulation of gene expression via chromosomal CpG island methylation; DNA methylation-dependent constitutive heterochromatin formation. The record is from RefSeq and is a predicted model, not a curated record. Gene Ontology annotation, cellular component: nucleus. Lineage: Eukaryota; Metazoa; Chordata; Actinopteri; Gadiformes; Gadidae. Gene Ontology annotation, molecular function: zinc ion binding; DNA (cytosine-5-)-methyltransferase activity; chromatin binding. The transcript is spliced from 34 exons.
CGGCCCGCGCGCCCGAACUGCAUAUAGCAUCCAUUGGAAGACACUUGGCAUUCUCUGCUCGCGUACUGUUGUCACCAGUAUUUCUUUUUAACAUUGUUUUACCAUUUUUAAGGCAUUUUAGUCAUUUUAUUCGGACUUUUAGAUAGUUAUUCACAAUGCCAACCAAGACCUCAUUGUCUCUGCCCGAGGAUGUCAGGAAAAGGCUGCAGGUAUUGGAGAAGGAGGACGAUGGGUUUUCAGAUGAGGACCGUGUGAAGGAGAAGCUCAAGCUGGUCCAGGAAUUCCUGCAUGAUGACGCUCAAGACCAGCUCAGUAGCCUGAAAGAGAAGAUGAAAAGUUCAGAGAUCUCCGUGGAGGGCUACCUUUCCAAAGUCAAGGCCUUAUUGGUACGGGAGCUGUCCCAGUCCACAAAUGGCGAGGGUGUGAAUGGGCAGAGUGGGAAGACUAACGGUCUGGCCACAAACGGCUCCCACAAAGGGGAGGAGGACGCAGAGGUAACCAUGGACACCCAGGAAGAGGCGGCACCUCUGAAGUCCCCCACCGCUGCUAAAGGAAAGAAUGGCCGAAAGAGCAAGUCGGACUCGGAUUCAAAGAAAUCGCCUGCAAGCGCCCGGGUCACAAGGAACAGUGGAAAACAGCCGACCAUCAUGUCCAUGUUCCCGAAAGUACAAAAGAGGAAGUCUGAUGAGGUAAAUGGAGAAGACUCAAUUGCACAGAAUGGGCAGAAGGAACAGAAUGGGCAAAGUGAGCAGAAUGGAGAGAAAGAAGUCAAGAAAGAAGAGGAGGAGGAGGAAGAUGGAACAGAGUCCCGGGAAGAGAAGCGUCUGAAAGUUGAUUCUGAUGAAAGUGUUCCUGAGAAGGCCACAAGUGAAGUAAAGAAUACACCAGUCACUGCUGCAAAGACCCCACCUCCAAAAUGUCCAGACUGCAGGCAGUACUUGGAUGACGCGGACCUCAAGUUCUUUCAGGGGGAUCCUGACACUGCGCUGGAUGAGCCGGAGAUGCUUACGGAUGAGCGCCUGUCACUGUUUGACUCAAAUGAGGAUGGAUUUGAGAGCUACGAGGACCUCCCACAACACAAAAUCACUAACUUCAGCGUGUACGACAAGAAGGGCCAUCUUUGCCCUUUUGACGCUGGUCUGAUCGAGAAGAACGUGGAGCUCUACUUCAGUUGUGUGGUUAAGCCCAUCUACGAUGACAACCCUUGCUUGGACGGGGGAGUUCCUGCUAAGAAGCUCGGGCCCAUCAAUGCUUGGUGGAUCACAGGGUUUGAUGGUGGAGAGAAGGCUUUGAUUGGCUUCACUACAGCCUUUGCCGAUUACAUCUUGAUGCAGCCCAGUGAAGAGUACUCGUACAUCUUUGCACUCAUGCAGGAGAAGAUUUACAUGAGUAAGAUAGUGGUGGAGUUCCUACAGAAGAACCCUGACGUCUCUUAUGAGGACCUCCUCAACAAAAUCGAGACCACAGUGCCUCCCGCAGGGCUCAACUUCAACAGCUUCACAGAGGACACGCUGCUGCGCCACGCCCAGUUUGUGGUGGAGCAGGUGGAGAGCUACGACGAGGCCGGAGACCAGGACGAGCAGCCCAUCAUAGUCACCCCCUGCAUGAGGGACCUCAUCAAACUGGCCGGAGUCACCCUGGGAAAGAGGAGAGCCGCCAGAAGACAGGCCAUACGCCACCCAACCAAGAUCGAAAAGGACCUCAAGGGACCCACCAAGGCAACCACCACCAAGCUGGUCUACACCAUCUUUGACACCUUCUUCUCCGACCAGAUUGAUCAGAUAGACAAGGAUGGCGGCAUCAAGAGGCAACGCUGUGGUGUCUGUGAAGUAUGCCAGUCUUCAGACUGUGGCAAGUGCGUCGCAUGCAAGGACAUGAUCAAGUUUGGCGGAAGUGGCAGAAGCAAGCAGGCCUGUCGACAGAGGAGGUGUCCGAACCUCGCAGUAAAGGAGGCGGAGGACGAUGAGAACAUCGAAGAGGAAGAUAUAAUUGUGGAGAUAAAGAAGAGCAGCAAGAAGGUCCCCAUAGCAAAGAAGAAGAAGCAGGCCUCGGUCAAGCUCUCGUGGGUGGGAGAGGUUGUCGAGACUGAGGGAAAGAGGCGGUACUACAAGAAGGUGAAGGUGAAUGAAGAGCUCCUGGAGGUGGGAGACUGCGUCUCGGUGUCUUCAGAGGAUCCGACUACUGCCCUCUACCUGGCCAGGAUCACCUCCAUGUGGGAGGACGGCAGCGGCAAGAUGUUCCACGCACACUGGUUCCUUCGGGGGACGGCCACCGUGCUGGGAGAGUCCUCCGACCCACUGGAGCUGAUGCUGGUGGACGACUGUGAAGACAUGCAGCUCAACUACGUGGAGAGCAAAGUCAAUGUCAUGUACAAGGCCCCCACCGACAACUGGGCCAUGGAGGGUGGAAUGGACGAUGAGAUAAAAGUGAUCGAGGACGACGGCAAGAGUUUCUUCUACCAGUUCUGGUACGAGCCGGAGUGCGCUCGCUUCGAAACGCCGCCGGCCUUCGUCCCCUUGGACGCCUCGAAACACAAGCACUGCAUGAGCUGUGCCAGGACCAACGAGAAGGAGGAGCAGGAGACCCCUCGCGUGGCCGAGCCCCUGGGUUCCCAGGACCACGACUCCAAGGCGGUCUAUGCCCUGGCCCUCUUCAAAGGCGCUCAGUACAGAGUGGGGGACAGUGUAUUCCUUCCCCCUGACGCUUUUAACUUCAGCGUUAAGGCGGCUAGUCCGGUCAAGAAAUCUCACAGGAAGGAGGAUGUUGAUGAAGACCUGUUUCCGGAGUACUACAGGAAGUCCUCGGAUUACAUCAAGGGCUCUAACCUGGACGCACCCAAACCCUUCCGCAUCGGCCGCAUCAAGGAGAUCUUCUGUCACAGACGCAACGGGAAGCCGGACAUGUCUGAGGUCAAACUGAGGAUCUACAAAUUAUACAGGCCUGAGAACACUCACAAAGGCGUGAAGGCCAGCUACCACACAGAUAUUAACCAGCUGUACUGGAGCGAGGAGGAAGGCACCGUCGGCAUGGCCGAGGUGCUGGGCCGCUGUCAAGUGGAAUAUGCGGAGGACCUGAAUGAGUCUGUGCAGGACUUCUCCAGUGGUGGCCCCGACCGCUUCUACUUCCUUGAGGCUUACAAUGCAAAAACAAAGGGCUUUGAGGACCCACCCAACCACGCCCGGUCUUCUGUCCAGAAGGGUAAAGGAAAGGGCAAAGGAAAAGGAAAAGGCAAAGGAAAGUCCUCUGCGCCACAGGAGGACGUCCAGGAACCACAAGUGCCCAAAGUGCCCAAGUACCGCACGCUGGAUGUGUUCUCUGGCUGUGGUGGGCUCUCUGAAGGCUUCCAUCAGGCUGACAUCUCGGAGACCCUGUGGGCCAUCGAGAUGUGGGAGCCGGCCGCUCAGGCCUUCAGGCUGAACAACCCCGGCACCACGGUGUUCACGGAGGACUGCAAUGUGCUGCUGAAGCUGGUCAUGUCCGGGGAGAAGACCAACUCCCUGGGCCAGAAGCUGCCGCAGAAGGGCGACGUGGAGAUGCUGUGCGGAGGCCCGCCGUGCCAAGGCUUCAGUGGCAUGAACCGCUUCAACUCGCGCACCUACUCCAAGUUCAAGAACUCCCUGGUGGUCUCCUACCUGAGUUACUGCGACUACUACAGACCCAAGUUCUUCCUCCUGGAGAACGUGAGGAACUUUGUGUCCUUCAAAAGCUCCAUGGUGCUGAAGCUGACCCUGCGCUGCCUGGUGCGCAUGGGUUACCAGUGUACCUUCGGGGUCCUCCAGGCCGGUCAGUACGGUGUGGCCCAGACGCGCCGGAGGGCCAUCAUCUUGGCGGCCGCCCCGGGGGAGAAGCUGCCCCGGUACCCGGAGCCCCUGCACGUGUUCGCUCCCCGGGCGUGCUCCCUGAACGUGGUGGUGGACGAGAAGAAGUACUUCAGCAACGUCACACGGGGCAAUGGAGGAAUCUACAGAACCAUCACCGUCCGGGACGCCAUGUCGGACCUGCCGGAUAUCCGCAACGGACACGCUUCCCUGGAGAUCUCUUACAACGGGGAGCCCCAGUCCUGGUUCCAGAGGCAGAUCCGGGGAACGCAGUACCAACCCAUCCUCAGAGAUCACAUCUGCAAGGACAUGAGUGCCCUGGUGGAGGGCCGCAUGAGGCAAAUCCCGCUUGCUCCUGGUUCUGACUGGAGGGAUCUGCCCAACCUGGAGCUCCGGCUGAAGGACGGCACCUUGACCAAGAGGCUCCGCUACACGCACCCCGACAAGAAGAACGGGCGCAGCAGCACCGGCGCGCUCCGAGGCGUUUGCACGUGUUCCGGAGGUACGCCGUGUGACCCAGCCGACAGGCAGUUCAACACUCUGAUUCCCUGGUGCCUGCCCCACACUGGCAACCGUCACAACCACUGGGCCGGGCUGUACGGCAGGCUGGAGUGGGACGGCUUCUUCAGCACCACGGUGACCAACCCCGAGCCCAUGGGCAAACAGGGCCGAGUGCUCCAUCCAGAGCAGCACAGAGUGGUCAGCGUGAGGGAGUGUGCGCGCUCUCAAGGAUUCCCCGAUACCUACCGCUUCUUUGGCAACAUUCUGGACAAACACAGACAGGUGGGAAACGCCGUGCCUCCACCCCUUUCCAGAGCCAUCGGUUUGGAGAUCAAAAAGUGCAUCUUGGAGCGGAUUAAAGAGGAGGGCGUGCAAGCAGAGAACGUGAAACAAGAGAAGAUGGAGGUUAUCGAUUAAUUUCCCCGGUGAAGUCCAUUCCUUCGAUCGCGACGCCAGAGCUCUCGGGUUAUCGUUUUUAAUCUUUCGUCUGGCUUCGAGCCGUGUCACUAACUGGCUACUUCCGACGUUCUGUGCAGUUUCAUUCCAUGAAAUCCUCAAGUUUCUAAUGUGGUUUUAACUGUGUAUUGAAAGGCAUUCACAUGAUGUUGAAUAAAUUGUAUGUAGUUUUUAUAUGUUGUAACAUUUCAAAUAAAGCGCUUAUAAAUGGA